CAGUGGGAGGGAAAGGAAGUGGUAGGCUGUCACAGAACAGCCAGGGCAAUUUGAGAAGACCUUCUGUGUGUCAGAUAGGGUACCAUUUUUCCAUGGGGUCUACAGGUGCAGGCAGCUUCAUGCAGUGGCUAAGAGACAGGGUGGCGAUGAAAGCUGGGCUGAGUUUCCACUCCUGAUAGAAUAGGUUGGAGUGGGGGCAGGGGUGGUAGCAGGUGAGUCUUUUAGACUGUAGUAUGCUGUGCUUGCUGCCUGUGGGUGACCCAGAUCCCCCCUCCUUUUUUAGGUGAAUACAAGGAAGCUGACAGAUGUUGCUGGAAACAUAAGCAAUGUGCUGGGCACAUCAUCCAUCCCUUCCUGAACUAUGGCCACCACAAUCUGCACCUCCACGCUGCCAACCACUGCAACUGUGAUUCUAGGUGAGGGUUCCCUCUCCUUGGGGGACCCAUGGCAGAGUCAGGUCCACACUUUCAUUGGAGGUUUCCCUCUUCAGCUUCCACCUGGCCCUGCUAGCUCAGGCCUAGCUGAUAAACACUGCUUUGCUCCAAGAACAAUGGGGAGGUCUUUUGGCAGCCCGGGGCCAACUCCCAGCAGCAGCCCCCUGUCCCUCUGGCUUCUCCCUCUGGGCCCCUGGGAGUCACAGAGGUGUGGAAGCCAGGCUGAGAGUUGGGUGUGUGGCAGGCUGAAAGACUGCUCUGAGAAGACAAAUAGCAGCUCCUCGGAAUACAUGGGUCCAACCUGCUCCAGAGACAGGGGUCCAACUUGCUAUAACGUCUUCCAGACCCCUUGCUUUGAGUUCAUCCCAGAUGAGGAGAGUGUGGAGCGGCGGUUCUGGUAUAGCUGGUGCAAAAGUUAUAGGCCUGUCUCUGUGGCAGUAAUCCACCAUCCCAUCCACCAUGAGUGUAGGGCAGAAGAAGAGCAGGAGGAAGAAGAGGAGGAAGAAGAGGAGGAGGAGGAGGAAGAAGAAGAGGAGGAGGAAGAAGAGGAGGAGGAGGAAGAGGAAGCAAGUCAGUCUCCCAUCCCAAUUCAGGUGGGACCCAGUGCACUGACCAAUGACCAAGAAACCUGUACAGCAGCAAAUGGGUCCCCUGACUCAGCAGCCCCCAUCACCAUCUGGCGCUCCGAAAGCCCCACAGGGAAAGGUCAGGGCAACAAGGUCAUCAAGAAGGUAAAGAAAAAGGAGAAAGAGAAAGAGGAGGAGACGCCUGUGGAUGAGAAAACAAAAUUAAAGAAAAAAGCCAAGAAGUGCAAGUUAACUAAGAAGAAAAGUCCAGUGAAAUCAGAGUCUUCACCUCCAGAUUUGAGUCCAAGGGAGUUAACUAGAAUGUCAGGUGAGUCCAGCCCAGAUAGCCGGGAAGAGCAGGAGAGUGAGGAGAGUUACCGGGGACAGGAGGAAGCCUCCAGUGAGGAUGUUACAGAGUCAUGCCCCAAGAAGCGAGAGAAGAACACCACCGCCCAGGCCAAGAAAACUGGGACAAAGACCUCAACAACCAGGAAAGUGUCCAAGAGGAAAUCUCCCCCAGCAUCCAACCCCAAUCUCAGUUGAGGCCAGGGAAACCAGAGUGAAGAAUAAAUGUCAUCGAGCCUGUA
This is a messenger RNA of Perognathus longimembris pacificus (Pacific pocket mouse), 1587 nucleotides long. It is a transcript of the gene Proca1, whose product is annotated as protein interacting with cyclin A1. Gene Ontology annotation, biological process: arachidonate secretion; phospholipid metabolic process. Bases 362 to 1543 code for a protein of 393 amino acids. The transcript is spliced from 3 exons. The record is from RefSeq and is a predicted model, not a curated record. NCBI's taxonomy places the organism in Eukaryota, Metazoa, Chordata, Mammalia, Rodentia, Heteromyidae. Gene Ontology annotation, molecular function: A2-type glycerophospholipase activity.